Molecule: messenger RNA, 234 nt
Organism: Kwoniella mangroviensis CBS 8507
Lineage: Eukaryota; Fungi; Basidiomycota; Tremellomycetes; Tremellales; Cryptococcaceae
Exons: 4
Coding region: 1-234 (77 amino acids)
Source: RefSeq, a predicted model, not a curated record
AUGACCCCAUCUCAGUCUUCCAAUCUCCUCCUCUCGCCCAUGUCCAUGACCCCUCGUAUACGUCUACCUAUACCUAGACUGACCCUGUUCACGGGCGGUAAAGAGUGUUCGCUGUGUGAGAUAGCCAAGCUAGACCUUGAGAAGCUACGGAAGCUAAAAAGUGGAGACGAUUGUAUCAAUACGAUAUCCCCGUCCUUCAUCUUGACGAUAGACGAAUCGCAAAACAUCACAUAG